Tricharina praecox is the source of this 1528-nucleotide messenger RNA. RefSeq lists its product as uncharacterized. The transcript has 2 exons. NCBI's taxonomy places the organism in Eukaryota, Fungi, Ascomycota, Pezizomycetes, Pezizales, Pyronemataceae. The record is from RefSeq and is a predicted model, not a curated record. The coding region runs from base 265 to 1128 and encodes 287 amino acids.
CCACCUGCCAUGCAUGGCUGCAGUGGCAUGGGUUAUCUGCAUGCACAUCGAUGGCCAGGCUCUAGCCCAGCUAUCGGUGAAAUAGUGCCUGUCUAUACUUGGAAUAUGCACGCAAGCCUCUCACCGUCGGAGAACAAUCUCGCAUAUGAGGAUUUAAAAUGUGCGUAAGUACCAGGGUGACUUCUGGCUCUCCCGUCCAGAACAGACCACUACAACUACUCGCACUUUCCCCCACGCCACAAAAAUAUUAGACCCUCCAGCAGCAUGACGACUGAGUCCGAGUCGACUUCCUUUUCAAUCGAGCUAUACGAUGUCGGCGAAGAAGGCGCCUCAUUCCGCUGCCGGAACGUGAGCAUCGACGAGUUCCAGCGCAAGCAGAUCGCGCAGCAAGAAGACCGGCGACUAUCGGCGCAGGCGGACCUCGUGAGCGUCGUGCACGGCCUAUCCAACGACGAACCCGCCACCCUGAUCAUCAUCGACUUCCAAUUCCAAGGGUCACGGGCAGGGGGGCGGCGUUUCAAGAGCGCGACGAUCGACCUCUCCUUCUCCUCAGCCGCCAAAGGCCCGGGCGCAUACAACGACCCGAUCGUGCGGCAGAUCGCGCCGUACGGCACGUUCGCGCUCAACGCGUCGCUGGAGCAGACCGAGACGACAGUCUCCGUAAGCGCGAGCGCGGAAGCCGGCGCAGGGAUCGCCACGCUCGGCAUUGGUACCGGGUUUGAGCGCACGACGACGAUCGAGCGCCAGGCGAACACGAUGCUCUACGGGAGGCGCCGCAUCGAGGGCCGUAAUCGCGGCGAGCAGAAUGCGGCGAGGUGGGAGCUCGUGGAGAAUCCGGUUGAUAAGCGAGGGAUCCCCCAUGCCCUCCGCACGGCUGUCCUCGUCGAGCCCCGAACAACGGAAAGGUUCCACGCGUGGAUCACAAUCAAGGCGGAGGUCGAUGUGCUCCACUCCCUUAAGGGCUUCUUCGGCCGCAGCGUCGUCGAUCCGGUUUAUUUUGGCACGGCGGAACAGCGCGAAGAUUUUGGCCCGCGGUUGGUCGGCUUGGACGUCAAAGAUCUCGCCUCAUGUAAUCUUGAGCAGCUCGGUGAAGUAGAGGGCCGAGUUCCGGGGGCGCAGAAGGCGUGAAGCUAUACGUAUUUGGUAGAGCUGUCUCUUCAUAUGUAUAUAGGUAGAUGAUGUUGAAGUUUAAGCUUUAGAAUCUGCAGUCUUGUUCACUUUCCCUUCCCCGUCUUGUCUACAUGUCUACAUACCGAAGAAAGCAGCUCUACCUCAAGACGUCCAUAGCAUGUUCGGGGGGAGAGUCGCGGCUUUCUUUCCAAACCAUGUGAUCUAGGCAACCAGAGUACGUCGAUCGAAUUGGGAAAAAGCGGCGACUUUGAGUCUAUACAUACAGUGCCAAAAAGCGGGUAGAAAUUGACGCUGGACUUACACCGUGUCUACACGGGAUAUGUUUUUUCCAUGCAGUCAGACUAAACCUCGUAUUAAUCCGGUGCAUAUGCAAAUCAUAAUUUGUUCAGGUUCGGCA